GUCUGCACCGCUACUGCUACUGCUACUGCGACCUGACUUUUUGCCCAGAGUGUGGAAACACACACGCGUAUCCCUUCCUUCCCCGUGCUUCAUGAUUUGCCCGGGGCGUCGCUCCUUCCGUCUUGACAUUCUGUCAAUCCUCGUUCCUUCCUCGACGCAAUCUGAAAAAUGACCGACUUCAUCUCUGUCUUGUGAGUCCAUGGCGCCGCCAAUCUUUGCUUGACCACCAGACAAUCAUUUCCAUUUCUCGAGCAUAGACGUCGUCGUGGUCAUUGUCGUCGACACGUCUCGUCUCGCUUCAUCCCCAUUUCCAUCUUCACUCAUACCCAUGAUCACCUCCGCCACCUCUCUCUAUUCUAAUACCUGCCCACUUAUCAACCCACGGCACCAUUCUUUAUCCUCGCCAUCUACUCCAUAACCACCUAGUCUAUUAGUCUUACCAUGUCGACCAACGUUCAUACCAUCGUUACAAACGUGCAGGAUAUGGUUUCCCAGGAUCCACAACAAGUCCACCCUUCCACCUCGACUCCCUCGCCCCCCUCCUCUUCCACAAAGCCAAAGCCCAAGGUCAGAAGCAAGUAUCGCCAUGUGGCUGCCCUCCACUCCAAAGCUCAGCCUUCAGUCCUGAGUCAUGAGACUCCAGAAACCCCCAGUUUCAUCGGUUUCCGAAACCUCAUGGUCCUGACCAUCAUUGUCAUGAACCUGCGCCUCGUCGUCGAAAAUGCAAGAAAGUACGGGUUGCUCAUCUCCCUCAAAUACAAUUUGCGGAAUCAUGACAUCAAAAUGGCCGCUAUCCUCUAUGCCGCCACUCCUUGCCACCUAUUUGUUGCCUAUAUUAUUGAACGAGUCGCCAUGGAGAACGUCAAGGGUGUGAUCGGGAGAAGAAAGAAGAGAGAACUAGGUGAAAAUGACGCUUGCCGGGAUCAAGAAAACAAAGACUUUUACUAUACUUGGUGGUGGAUAGCUUUCUGGCACACAGUCAACGCGAGUCUCGCCUUGGCCAUCACAAGUUACGUUGUCUACUGUCAUGUUGACAACCCCGGUCUCGGCACGAUCAGCGAGCUUCAUGCAAUUGUUGUCUGGUUGAAGACUUGUUCCUAUGCUUUCACCAAUCGCGACCUCCGACAUGCCAUGCUACAUCCUGGCGGCCCGGAAUCCGCCCUACCGGACAUCUAUGCUGAAUGUCCUUACCCUCGUAACGUCACCCUGUCCAACCUCUGCUAUUUCUGGUGGGCGCCAACACUCGUUUACCAACCGUUUUAUCCUCGAUCAAAGGAGAUCCGCUGGAGCUUUGUGGCCAAACGGGUAGGAGAGGUCAUCGCCCUCAGUGUCUUCAUCUGGCUCACUUGUGCUCAAUACGCUGUUCCCGUUUUGCAGAAUUCUCUCGAUGGAAUGGCUGUGUUGGAUAUCUCUUCCAUCUUGGAAAGGCUGAUGAAAUUGUCCACCAUCUCCCUGAUCAUCUGGCUCGCCGGCUUCUUUGCCUUCUUUCAAUCCUUCCUCAACGCCUUGGCUGAAAUCAUGCGAUUUGGUGAUCGUCAAUUCUACGACGACUGGUGGAACAGCACCAACCUCAAAAAUUAUUGGUCAACCUGGAACAAGCCGGUCUAUCAUUUCAUGCGUCGACACGUAUAUUCACCCUUGGUCGGUCGGGGCUGGUCCAGUCAGGCCGCCAGUGCCUGGGUCUUUGUCUUUUCUGGAUUUCUGCAUGAGAUUGCAGUUGGAAUUCCCUGCCACAGUAUCCUCGGCGUGGCUUUCGCCGGUAUGAUUCUACAGCUACCCCUCAUCAUGAUGACCGAGCCGUUGGCUAAGAAGGAGGGUAUGGCAAAGGUAGCUGGGAAUUGUAUCUUCUGGAUCAAUUUUGUCUUUGUCGGCCAGCCACUUGCUGCAAUGAUCUAUUUCUACGCCUUCAACACUAAGCAUGAAGAAUUGAGCCAGGGGGCAGAACAUCGAAGCUGGUUUACCAAGGGAUGGUUUGAUUAGCGGUAUGAGACGAACAUAUGGGAGGCUUAUAUACACUAGCCUUUAGUUAUAUGAAAGUUAUAUGAAAUAUGACGACUGUAAUGAUAGAAUAUAUCUGCAUUGUGCAGAAAUUACCAUGAAUA
Molecule: messenger RNA, 2102 nt
Organism: Exophiala mesophila
Lineage: Eukaryota; Fungi; Ascomycota; Eurotiomycetes; Chaetothyriales; Herpotrichiellaceae
Exons: 1
Coding region: 442-1980 (512 amino acids)
Biological process (GO): triglyceride biosynthetic process
Cellular component (GO): endoplasmic reticulum membrane
Molecular function (GO): diacylglycerol O-acyltransferase activity
Source: RefSeq, a predicted model, not a curated record